Molecule: messenger RNA, 6761 nt
Organism: Microcebus murinus (gray mouse lemur)
Lineage: Eukaryota; Metazoa; Chordata; Mammalia; Primates; Cheirogaleidae
Source: RefSeq, a predicted model, not a curated record
CUUCCUCUCGGACCUAGCGGGCGGCGCAUUGUUUGGGGAGCCCGUCUCUGGGGACCGAACUCUGCAGAUGAGCUGCGGCCGCCGUGCGGGCCGGUGGGGCGGUGGAGACGGAGGGCGGCUCCAGAGUGAGCAGUGUAGACGGAGGAGUGGAGACUGAGGGGGCUCCAGCGUUGUGGAGUGUAGACCGAGAAGUGGAGUGUAGAUAGAGAGGGGGCUCCAGAGUUGUGUGUAGACAGAGCAAGCCUCAGAGUUGUGGACUGUAGACAGAGAAGUGGAGUGUAGACCGAGAGGGGGCUCCAGAGUUGUGGAGUGUAGACAGAGACGGCCCAGAGUUGUGGAUUAUAGAAAGGGAGCUGGCCCCAGAGUGGACCACCUGGCCUCUCAACUGCCUGGUCACUUGCUGGCAAUGUGCCCUUGGCAGGUGACCACAUCCUCUGUGCCUAGUUUCCUCACCGCACUGCAAGGGUUGUGAGUGGCUUUGUCCGAAGCCCUCCGCGCAGUCCGUGAGGGUUAUUGUCAUGGCUGCACUGCACUGUGCUGUCAAGGGCCCUUCUGAGACCUGCAGGGGACGAGACUGGGCGGCCUUCCCAGGCGAGGCAGUAGCCCCACCUAUGCACAGUGAGCAAUCUACUGGGUGGUCUGGGGAGAAGAGGGUGAGGAUGCCCUCGGGCAGGGAGGCCACCGUGGAGAAAGUCUUGCAAACCAAAGAGUUGAGACCUGAGCCUAGACUAGGCCAUGUGGGGAGGGCAAAAAUGAUUUUGAAUGAGAAGGAAUGUGUUUAAAAUUUACUUUAGCAAUGUAAUUAUCACAGUGUGAAGUUUCUUUCCCUGAAAACUUGGUAUAAAAAUACCCACCUUACCCAGUGGUUUUGGGGACUUGAGGUGACAGUUACCAGGUGCCCAGGCCUGACAUGGGACCUUGGUGCCAGGGAUGCUGUUCAGGUGGGGAAGGCCACAUUGGCUGAGGGCUGUGGUCCAGGCUACUGUGCUGGCCUGGGGCUGGGGUGCCGCCUGCAGGGACACAGCCUAUCUGAGUCUUUUUCUUUAAAAUGCUAGUCCAGCUUUGUCUUUGAAGUCUUUGGAGGCUGGAACCUGCCCUCAGGCAGGCUUGGAUUUCUCUCUUUCCCUCCUCACAGGAGGGAUGGCUGUGGCUGGGCAGAGCAGUGGGAGGACAGACAGGCAGGGUGGCCUAAGGGUGGUGUCAUGCAGGGUCCAGAGGUGAGGAGGGAGCACGCAGCCCCUGGCAGGAAGAGAAAGGGGACACUCUGCUUUACUGUUCUGAUUCAGUCGUCUUUUGACAUUUAGCUUUGUCUGAAACAGGCCAAGCAAACAGGUAGGCUGAAGGAAGAAAACUAAAACUAAGAAUGUAUUAGUUACGACUUAACAUGGUUAGGCCCACAAGCACACAAAACAUGGCAAAGCCCUGAGCAUUUUACAUCUUAUUUGAAUUUGGUGGAAUUCCUGUAAAGAUUCUGCUUUCUGAUUGUGCUUGUAUUAUGUUCCUGUUGCUGCUGUAACGAAGUGCCACAAAUGCAGUGGCUUAAACAGCAGAAGUGUGUUAUCUCACAGUCCUGGAGGCCAGAAGUCUUGACAUCAGUGUCAGUGGGUGAAACCAAGGUGUUGCCUGGCCACAUGUGCCCCAUUCGCUCCCCUUGGCCCCUCUGGAGGCUGCGUCAUGCCUUGGCUCAGGGCCCCACAGGACAGGGCCCUUUCCCUCCCUGCUUCCUUCAUCACAUCGCUGUCUUCCUCUCUGUCUUCAGAUGUCUGGGAUAACCUCAUCUCUGGAUCCUUAACUUAUUCACGUCUAGAGAGUCCCUGUUGCCAUCUAAGAUUACGUUCCCAGUGGGGGCUAGGACCUGGAUAUCUUUGGGGACCACUGUUCGGCCUACACAGUGCUUCUGACUUCACUUUUUAAUACUUUGGUUUUUCCCAUUCUGUGCUGAAGAGCAGCCAUCUGGAGCACUUUCCCCAGGCUGCUAGGUGGGGUCUGUCUGAGGGCUUCUGCCGCACCUGUGUCUGCAAGGACCUGUGGUUUCACUGCCCUGCCCUUGAGGAGAGGCUGCAGCUGUCCUGGGAACAGGCAUCUGGGAAGCGAAGACGUGCUGAGGGUGCGAGUGCAAGUGGGCAUUAUUUCAAGAAAAAAUAUGAUAGCAUCAAGCAUUCCCUGGAGCGUGGAUCAGCUGGAAUAAGGAAAUAUGCUCCUUGUCUGGGAAGCACGUCGGGAUGUAUAGAACGGGCGACCCGGGGAGGCGGCCACUGCCCCCGCGGGUGCGGAACGUGGAAGUUGCCCGGGGCAGGGCCGGCUACGGGUUCACGCUUUCUGGGCAGGCGCCCUGUGUGCUAAGCUGUGUUAUGAGAGGAAGCCCCGCGGAUUUUGUAGGCCUCCGUGCUGGAGACCAGAUCUUUGCUGUCAAUGAAAUUAACGUGAAAAAAGCUUCUCAUGAAGAUGUAGUGAAACUAAUCGGGAAGUGCUCUGGCGUCCUGCGCAUGGUGGUGGGUGAAGGCGUCGGCCACUUGGAGUCCUGUUCUAGUGAUGAAGAAGGCGGACUUUAUGAAGGAAAAGGCUGGUUGAAGCCCAAACUUGAUUCUAAAGCCUUAGGUAUAAAUAGAGCAGAGCGAGUCGUGGAGGAAAUGCAAUCUGGUGGAAUUUUCAAUAUGAUUUUUGAAAAUCCGAGCCUCUGUGCAAGCAGUUCAGAGCCCUUGAAAUUGAAACAAAGAUCCCUUUCAGAGUCGGCUGCUGCUCAAUUUGAUAUUGGACAUGAAAGUAUAAAUGAUCCAAAUCCCCAUGUGUUUUCCAAGGAGGAAGUAUCGAAAGUUAUUAAUGAUGAUUCAGUUUUCAGUAUUGGGCUAGAAAAUCAUGAUGAUUUUGGGUUAGAUGCAAGUAUUUUAAACGUUGUCAUGGUCGUGGGCUAUUUAGGUUCUAUCGAACUCCCUUCCAGGAGCUCCAGCCUGGAGUCUGACAGUUUGCAGGCCAUCCGCGGCUGCAUGCGGCGCCUGCGGGCGGAGCAGAAGAUCCACUCCCUGGUGACGAUGAAGAUUGUGCAUGACUGUGUGCAGCUGUGCACCGACAAGGCCAGGGUUGUGGCUGAGUACCCGGCUGAGAAGCUGGCCUUCAGUGCUGUGUGCCCUGACGACAGGCGCUUUUUUGGGCUGGUGACCAUGCAGACCAGCGACGAUGGGAGCCUGGCCCAGGAGGAGGAAGGUACCCUGCGGACUUCCUGCCAUGUAUUUAUGGUGGACCCAGACUUAUUCAAUCACAAGAUCCACCAAGGCAUUGCCCGGCGGUUUGGGUUUGAGUGCACGGCCGACCCUGACACCAGUGGCUGUUUAGAGUUCCCUGUGUCCUCUCUGCCUGUGCUCCAGUUCAUCUCCGUCCUGUACCGGGACAUGGGUGAGCUGAUUGAGGGCGUGCGGGCCCGUGCCUUUCUGGAUGGGGACGCUGAUGCCCACCAGAACAACAGCACCAGUAGCAAUAGUGACAGUGGCAUUGGGAACUUCAACCAGGAGGAGAAGAGCAACCGGGUCCUGGUGGUCGACCUGGGUGGGGGCUCUACCAGGCAUGGCCCAGGUGGCAGCACUGUGUGGGAGGGGGCGGGAGGGAGGGCCACGCAGUCCUGGGGGGCCCCCUGGAAUGGGGCCUUCUGCCACGACCCCGAUGGGAGCUCCCCACCUGAAGUCACUCCUCAGACUGACAGGUUCCGGGACUUAAACAAGCACUUAGGACCGGCCUCUCAUGUGGAGGUCCCCCUGGCUUCCUCGCGGAGUUCAGUCCCUCCUCCCAAGAGGGGCACUAUGGGUGCCAGCUGUGGUUUCAGCCAGCGGUGGCUCCCGGUCCACGUGCUUCAGGAGUGGCAGUGUGGUCAUGCCAGUGACCAGGAGUCUUACACGGAUUCCACCGAUGGGUGGUCCAGUGUCAACUGCGGCACUCUGCCCCCACCCAUGAGCAAGAUCCCAGCGGACCGAUACAGGGUCGAAGGUAGCUUUGCGCAGCCCCCACUGGGUGUCCAGAAAAGGGACUGGUCCAGGAAGGCUUUUGGAAUGCAAAACAUUUUUGGUCCCCAUCGAAAUGUUCGAAAGACUAAAGAAAACAAAAAGGGCUCAAAAUUUGGGCGUGGAAUUGGAUUCACUCAGACUUCUCAACGCACCUCUGCUCGGAGAUCGUUCGGAAGAUCCAAGAGGUUCAGCAUCACUCGCUCCCUUGAUGAUCUCGAGUCUGCAACUGUGUCUGAUGGUGAGUUGACCGGCGCUGACCUGAAGGACUGCGUGAGCAACAACAGCCUGAGCAGCAAUGCCAGCCUCCCCAGCGUGCAGAGCUGCCGGCGCCUGCGUGAGAGGAGGGUUGCCAGCUGGGCCGUGUCCUUCGAGCGUCUGCUACAGGACCCCCUUGGUGUUCACUACUUCUCUGAUUUUCUAAGGAAAGAAUUCAGUGAAGAAAACAUUUUAUUCUGGCAGGCCUGUGAAUAUUUUAAUCAUGUUCCUGCACACGACAAGAAAGAGCUUUCCUACAGGGCCCGGGAGAUUUUCAGUAAAUUUCUGUGCAGCAAAGCCACUACCCCCGUCAACAUCGACAGCCAGGCCCAGCUGGCAGACGACAUUCUCAACGCACCUCACCCGGACAUGUUCAAGGAGCAGCAGCUCCAGAUUUUCAACCUGAUGAAGUUUGACAGCUACACGCGCUUUCUGAAAUCCCAGCUAUACCAGGAGUGCAUCCUGGCGGAGGUGGAAGGCCGUGCCCUCCCGGACUCACAGCAGGCCCCCAGCAGCCCAGUGUCGAAGCACAGCCUUGGCUCGGAUCACUCCAGCAUGUCCACGCCAAAAAAGUUGAGUGGAAAGUCAAAAUCAGGACGAUCCCUGAAUGAAGAGCUGGCAGAGGAGGACAGUGAGAAGAAACGGAAAGGCGCGUUUUUCUCUUGGUCAAGGAGUAGGAGCACUGGGCGGUCCCAGAAGAAGAAGGAACACGGUGACCUUCCAAACGACUCCAUCCACGCCAACGGAGGCCCAUGCCGCCGAGAGUCCCAGGGCUCCGUGUCCUCUGCAGGGAGCCUGGACCUGUCGGAGGCCUGCAGGACCCUGGUGCCCGAGAGGGACAAGGCCGCCAAGCACUGCUGCAUCCUCCUCCCAGACGGGACGUCCUGCGUGGUGGCCGUCAAGUCGGGCUUCUCCAUCAAGGAGAUCCUGUCUGGACUCUGCGAGCGGCAUGGCAUCAACGGGGCCGCUGUGGACCUCUUCCUGGUGGGCGGGGACAAGCCUCUGGUGCUGCAUCAAGACAGUAGCAUCUUGGAGUCAAGAGACCUGCGCCUGGAAAAGCGCACUUUGUUUCGGCUGGACCUCGUUCCCAUUAACCGGUCGGUAGGACUCAAGGCCAAGCCCACCAAGCCUGUCACAGAGGUGCUGCGGCCCGUCGUGGCCAAGUACGGCCUGGACCUCGGCAGCCUGCUGGUGAGGCUGAGUGGAGAGAAGGAGCCCCUGGACCUUGGCGCCCCUAUUUCGAGUCUGGACGGACAGCGGGUAAUCUUGGAGGAGAAGGACCCUUCCAGAGGAAAAGACAGACAGAAAGGUGCACUGGCCAAACAGAACACAGCCAUCAAUCCCAGUUCCAGAAACCACUCGGCUACGGGAGAGGAAAGAACACUAGGCAAGUCUAAUUCUAUUAAAAUAAAAGGAGAAAAUGGAAAAAAUGCUAGGGAUCCCCGGCUUUCAAAGAGAGAAGAAUCUAUUGCAAAGAUUGGGAAAAAAAAAUAUCAGAAAAUUAAUUUGGACGAAGCAGAGGAGUUUUUUGAGCUCAUUUCCAAAGCUCAGAGCAACAGAGCAGAUGACCAACGCGGGCUGCUGAGGAAGGAAGACCUGGUGUUGCCAGAGUUUCUUCGUCUGCCUCCUGGUUCCACGGAGCUCACCCUCUCCACCCCGGCCACAGCUCAGGCCAUUAGCAGGAGAACCGCGACAACCAGUGGCAGGGAGGACGCGUCCCCACCCCAGGAAAGAUGGGCGCCAGCCCAGGACAGCAGCGACAGCCCCUCAACCAGCCUGGGCUCGGCCCAUAGUCCCCCGGGCCCCUCUGGCACGAGCCCGCCUGGGCAGAAGUCUCCCAGCGGGCCCUUCUCCAUCCCCCAGUCCCCCGCCCCCCGCACACAGGAGGGCACAGCACAGAUGUGGAAGAGGCAGUCGUGGGAAGUAGAGUCCGGGGACAUCCAGACCGUGGAGGAUGGGCAGGGGGCUGACCUGACCCUGGUGGGGGAGGCCCACAUCAGCAGCCCCAACAGCACGCUCCUGCCGCCGCCCCCUGCCCCCCAGGACACGCCUGGACCUUCGCAACCAGGCGGCAGGGCCCGCGGCAGCCGAGGCCUUCCAGUCAACACCAUCAUCGACGUGGACCUUGUUGGCUUCGUCCCCGGGCUGGGUGGCAGUGUCCUGGGGGUGCAGGCAGGCCCAGGGAGGUUGAGGGCCAGUGGGUCCCUGACGCCAGACCUCCCUGGCCCAAGCUCCGGCCCGGGGGAGCCCGCCAAGCCCAAGGCCAGCGCCUACCAUGCAACCUUCGUCUGAAGCUCCCCAGCUUGGCCAGCUGUCGUGUGGACACGUAUGGGUGGCCGAGAAUGCCCUUGGAGGGGGUGUCUUGGCUGCCACACCCCCAGAAGCCAAACUAGGAUGGGGAUGACCAUGUUGGACAGACGGGCCUCGGACACUCUCAAGUUGGCCACAGGUCCCUAGACCCGGCGUGGGCUGUCCCCUCGGCACUCCGCCCAAUAAAGCAUUUCUGAGGACACA